This is a messenger RNA of Exophiala oligosperma, 1255 nucleotides long. RefSeq lists its product as uncharacterized. The record is from RefSeq and is a predicted model, not a curated record. The transcript is spliced from 4 exons. Bases 1 to 1191 code for a protein of 396 amino acids. NCBI's taxonomy places the organism in Eukaryota, Fungi, Ascomycota, Eurotiomycetes, Chaetothyriales, Herpotrichiellaceae. Gene Ontology annotation, molecular function: O-methyltransferase activity.
AUGUGCAGACCAAUCCAUAUUGACGCGCUGGCUAGCUAUUGGCAUCGCCUAUGCGACCCAGCAUUGGACGAGAAUCUGCUCUGGUUACGGGUCGGAUCUACUUCCGAAAAGCUGCUCUACCUUGAAUCUGGCUGGGGUCAAGGCGAUAUCCUCGAACUACCGCUGCAUGUCGGGAUCAUUAUCCUCCAUCCAUUGAGAUUGGAGAUAUUGGCCUACCUUGACCGCCUGUUGUGCAAACCCGUAGAGACUUCUCUGCAGAAUUCACUGACCACAGCCAGUCCUGAAAGGAAGGCUCAUCUUAGUACAGUAAUCAAUCUAGGGCAGAAAAUGGCGGAUUUCAAUCUUGAGAAGAAAUAUCAGGAGCAAGAAGAGACAUUUUUUGACGAUGGAAGAGAAAUCGAGCUUCUGCAUUUCAUCUACAGUAAUCCCGACAUCGAAACCAUCAGGAACUCUCCAACCAAGGUCCUGGCUGCCAUUGACAACUUUGCACGGACGAAAAAGUACCUCAUGAAUGUCGGUGAGGACAAAGGACGGAUAGUAGCUGAUCUGAUUGCCGAGGUCAAACCUGAGGUCAUGGUCGAGUUGGGUGGCUACAUAGGUUAUUCUUGUGUCUUGUUUGGAGAUGCUGUCCGCAAGGCUGGAGGCAAGAGAUAUUUCAGCCUUGAGCGAAACCCGGAGUUUGCUGCUGUUAUCGCUUCUUUGGUUGAUCUCGCUGGCCUGAGUGACAUUGUCAAAGUCAUCGUCGGGUCUAGUGAUGUUUCCAUAAAGAGAUUGCAUGCCUCUGGAGACCUCAAGCAUAUCGACUUGAUGUUCCUGGACCACUAUAAACCUGCUUACACGACAGACUUGAAGCUCUGCGAGGAACUGGGCUUGAUCACUCCCAGCACUGUCCUUGCCGCUGACAAUGUCAUUGCGCCUGGAAAUCCUCCCUACCUUGAAUACGUCAGAAGCAGCGUCGAACAGAAAAAGCGUGCGACCAAAUUUGGUGGUACGGUUAAUGGAGUUGACAGCAGAUUCGCGGAUAAAACCGCCAACCAAUAUCUGAAGCGCGAAGGAAAAGCCCAACUCGAUGAGACUAGGGUUGGCAACCCCCUGCUCAUCUAUGAAAGCAAGCUCGUCAACAGCUUCGAACCAUCUGGUGUUCCUGAUGGCAUUGAAAUCACGAGGUGUGUGGGAGUGGAAACGUCUUGAGACGAGGAACAUCUGUUUCACCGGCAUAUGCUCUCUCACACCAAGGAACCUGGGGAAGUUGAGG